AGGGCUGGGGGGUGUCUUUCAAUCCAAACUAUUCCAUGAUGCUCCACUUGUGCAGCUCUCACCAGCGCCAACCAAGGAAACACGCUGCUUUGCUCCUUCCCCCACAGGGGCCCACUCCUUGGAGACCCACAGGCAAAGCCCCAGCGCCCGCUCCCCCAGAGCCAAAGCGCUGGGAGCUGGGAGGCAGAAUAUCACCUAGUCCAAAUUUCAGCAUAAAUGAGGGAUAAUUAAUGAGAUGAAACGGAGAGGUAACACUCCAGGAGCUGAGGCCGUACGGCGCCCCACGCCGGCACCAAUAGCAGCGCUGCUGGAGAUCACGUGAGCUGCGGCCGCGCUCAAAAUGGCGGCGCCCACGCCGCCUCCCCUAUAAUUCGCGGCGGAUCACGUGUGUGCCUACCCUACUUCCGGCCGGCCGAGUGCUUCCGCUGAAGGCGGGACUCCAGUCGGAAGUGCGUAUAAGGAUGGGCCGGGUGCAAGCUAGCGUCAUGCGGCCUGCUUCCGGCGCAGGGCCUGCUUCCGGCGCGGGGCCUGCUUCCGGCGCGGGGCCUACUUCCGGCGAGUGCCCGCCGGAAGUGGAGAGUAAUGGCUUGCGAGGCCUCCACAGGUGUCAUGGCCUCGCACAUGCAGGAGCCCGUGACCUUUGAGGACAUCGCUAUCUAUCUGAGCCGCGCAGAGUGGGACAUGGUUGCAGAGGAGCAGCGGGAGUUGUACUGCAGCGUCAUGCUGGACAACUAUGAGCUCUUGGCAUCACUGGGGUACCCAGGCCCCAAGCCUGACAUUCUGCAUCGGCUGGAGCGUGGGGAAGAGCCAUGGGUCAACACACCACAGAGCCCAGUGAAGUGGGAUGGACCUGACAGACCUCUCAGAUGCAAUGGGGACGAGAGAUGGCUGGCAGAGUCAUGCUCCAACCGGUGGCCAGAUGCUGACAAGCACCAGGUGCUGGAGGAGACACAGACCCCCAGCCAUGGAGAACGAUGUGAGCCAUGGCGGCUGCGGUCCAGCAGACUGCUGAAGAAGUUUAGGUGUCACGAGGGUUCGAGUGAGUUGCGGUCAGAGGCAGCCAGCAGCCAGCCAGUGCCAGAGGGAAGCCAGGACAAAGCACAGAUGGGCUGUUUGACCAGAAAUUUAGAAACGGAGGAUGAACAAGGUGUCAAGACAGAAUUAGCACAAAGCAUGGGAAAUGUGGCUUCUUGCAAGACUCAACAAAAACCACGUGUUUUAGAGGAAGUAAGUGUUUUCCAGGCAAACAGGGAACAGACUAUUGAGGAUCUGAAUGAAACUGUUCUGGAAGACCACUGUUACUGUGCGAGUAAUGCGCUGCAUUGCAGUCUAUUUCCACAUGCUCUGAGAGAACACGACUACUGCAGUAACAGUAAUAGUGGUGUCUCAGUGCUCAAAGACCACGAAUACUGCCAGGUGCAAAGGUUUUCUUGUCGGGACAGAGUCCAUAAAGUUGUUUGUCGUACUUGUAGGGCUCGUGCCAUAGCUUACAGGCUAGCAAAGCGAAAAUCCUAUGUAGAGCGUAUCAUCUGGAAAGCUAAGCGAAGCGUGCGAUUUCUCAAGCCUGCCUUCAAAAGCAUGCGGUUUCCUCGAGAUUUCUUCUGCGCAAAAUGUCUUUCUGCAUCUUCUGUGUCAUCAUCUGUUCCUCUGGCUAGAGCAGAUGUCUCCACAAAGGAAAUUUGUGGGGCGUUUUGUCCUCCUGCAGAGCAGGUGGCUGUGCCCCACCAGCCUCAGAAGAAAGAGGACUCCCAAGAGGUGACUGUGCCCCCGCAGCCUGAGAAGGAGGACUCCCAGGAGACAUCAGAAGCACACAGUGCCCCUGCAGCACCUCCUGAAUCAGCAGCUGCAUCCCCACCCCCCAGUGCAGCUGGGGAGGUGCAGGGGGAAGCAGCACAACCCGAGGCACUCGCGCACCAAGAGAUGCAAGAGGCAGAGUUGAUCCAUGAACCUGACACUCAGCAAAACACUGAAGGAUACAAAAUUCUUCAUCCAAGUUGUAUAUUGCUGCACGAUGCUUAUGAAAUGGUCGUGUGGACUGUUGAUUACAUGCUGGAAUCUGUGUGCCAGGCAUUUGAGCUUCAUGGCUAUACUCGGUGUAAGGAAACGUGGCCUGUGGUUACCCAGACUGACAGCUGACCACCAGAAUAUGAGCAGCUACGCCUGCUGUAUCAUGGUGAACAGACAGGACCCUACAGCAAAACCCACUUAUGUGGCUUAGCAGGAGAAACUGAAAGGUGUACUAAGGGAUCAAUGCAUGAAUGGAUACAAAACGUGGUUUGUAGUGCCUGCUGGGAAAAGUGUGGUUACCUGGGAGGCUCCAGGGAAAACCUAAGGGCAGAGAACAAGCCGAACUGGUGCGAGUGAGAGGAAUAAGCCUGGGAAAACUUAGAAGAGAUGGGAGAAUAAGGGCAGCUGUGUGUCAGCAGGCUGCUGACUGGUGCACUUUCUGGCUGAGCUGUUUGCAAUCACUGUGGUCUUCCUCCUCAUUAAACCAUUGCCACCUGUUUGUGUGAGCACAUGGUCACGUCUGUGUCAGCGUGCAGGCUGUGCUUGCUUGCCUAGGGUGGACCUGGCAGAAAGGGAUCCGAGGGUGCUGCACUCAGCUCUGCCUUGGUAUAGGCAGCGUGCGUGGCAUCCUGGGUUCUCCCUCUCAUAAUUUAAGACUUUUUAACAUAAAGUUUUUAGGAUGGACUGAUAAUCUCAUUUUUUAAAGAGACUGUACAUCCCAGUGCUGUGAAAGCAGGUGGGGAUGUAUUGUGCAGAGCCUUGCUGCAUUCCCAUUUGAAAGUUAUUGGGAAAAAAACAUUGUAGUGGGAGGGCUGCAGCAGGGCACCUGUGAAGAGAUGCUGGGGCUGUCCUGUGCCAAUGCAGCCAUGUCCAGCAGCCCCGUGGCAGAGCAUGACAGAGCCCAGCAGCUGAGGUGGUGGUGCCUUUCAGUUUGUCUUUGUUUCUCACUUUCCAGCUGUAUUUUCAUUGUCAAUAAAUGAAUUUUCCCCAGGUUGAGUCUUCUGCGUGUAACUGGUGAGUGACAUCCAUGCCUUUUCAACAUGGAGCUUUUCAAACACGCUUUCUCACUUAUCCCAUUGAGGAGGAGCAGCAGGGGAGCAGCUCGCAGCCACCAUGCUCAGCCCCCUACAGCAGUUCAGCAGAUGCAGUACCAGGGAUGUGGUGACUGCUGCUGGCACAAGAUUCCCUCUGUCCUUAGCAGUGGCGAGGCCACAUCUAGAGUAAUGCGUUCAGUUUUGGG
Numida meleagris (helmeted guineafowl) is the source of this 3247-nucleotide messenger RNA. RefSeq names its product zinc finger protein 789-like. The transcript is spliced from 5 exons. Lineage: Eukaryota; Metazoa; Chordata; Aves; Galliformes; Numididae. The record is from RefSeq and is a predicted model, not a curated record. Gene Ontology annotation, biological process: regulation of DNA-templated transcription. Bases 583 to 2136 code for a protein of 517 amino acids.